Schizophyllum commune H4-8 is the source of this 1536-nucleotide messenger RNA. RefSeq lists its product as uncharacterized. The coding region runs from base 1 to 1536 and encodes 511 amino acids. Lineage: Eukaryota; Fungi; Basidiomycota; Agaricomycetes; Agaricales; Schizophyllaceae. The transcript is spliced from 10 exons. The record is from RefSeq and is a predicted model, not a curated record.
AUGACCAGACGGUUUGACAACACCAUAUUCGGUCGGCACGCGCUUAGAGACCAGCAAGACCACGAGAAAUUGGUGCACAUCAUUGCGCCAGCAUUGACUUGCCUCAAGAGGACAGCUCCGUUACGGCAGGAGGAAUCACAGACGCAAGUCGAAGAACCCUUGGGCUUGAUUGUUCGGGCGGAGCGACGCAAGUGUAUGCUCCCCCGGACCGCCAUUAGCCGUUACACCCCUCAAGAGAGAGAUGCGCACCCCAAUCGAGUACUCUUGACGCCGCAAAUACGUCGAAUCCGCCGGAAGGCCAUGGUCGAAUGCAAGGAGUCGACCAAGGCCACCCAUGCUCUGACCUUCGCCACUCCCCACUUGUCGACUGCCACUGACAAUCGCCUUCUGUCUCUCAGACAAAGCUCACACAAACGCCUUCUUAUCAAGAUGUCUUCGUACAACAAGAUCAACAAGAACACCGUGCACAAUGCCGGCCACCCGCAAGCCACUCAUGCGCCCGACCAUGCGCGGCGACUCAUGGUCGUCGGAGGCAAAGCCGGCCCUCAGACUAUGUGGGACUUGCUCGCUCUGCGCCGUGGCGCGUUUCUGCGCGCCGUGGACGCGCAGGACGCGCAGGGGCCGGGAACGAUCCGCGACCAAGGUGGAUUGCGCCCGACGUCGGCCACAUCGACUAACUCGUCCGUCACCCUCUUCGGUGACGAGAGCGUCGAGUGGAUUAUGAAGGAGGUCUACGGGUCAGGGUAUCUCAAGCAACCCAAGCAGAGGCGCCCCACUGCAAAGACCCUUCGCAUCGCCGACAACCACCGCUUCCGCUACUCCAAACACACCAAAGCCCCGAAGGCCUCCGAUGUUCCCCCGCUCGAGGAGAUGAUCAGGGCCCACGUGACCGACAAGAACGUGACCGCCUCGAGGCAGGCGGCCAUGCAGCCUGAGCUCGUGGCCGACAACGCAGUGAAGGACUUCGCGUUCCUCGCGAGCAAGGCGCGCCAGGGACGUGGUCAGCAGUCUGGCGAGGAAAAUGAAGGGCUAUCGUCGAUGCAGCUGGUCCUUCGCGGCCUUCAGAAAGGCCCUGUUAAACAAGAUCAGUUGAAAGCUAGGUCCCAGCGUUGCUUGGGGGUGCCUCCCUCCCAGAGUGUGCGUGCUAAGAUGCCGAUGGGCAUCACGAAGGAGCGCGCUCUUGUUCCAUUUCAGUUUCCUCCUCACUGUAAUUACACCAACGAGCCUGCCAACGCCGUCGGGUCUGUGGAGCAGGCUGCAUCGGAUGCCUCGCCGUCGUCGCUCGAGCUGCCCGCCUCCUACUACGAGUAUGAGGCCGAUGAGGCGUACAAGACGCGCGUGAACAAGGGUGCUAACAUGCGUGCGCCAUCGCCGUCUGAGCUCCCCGCCCCCACUGACUACGUCGCGGAGGACGCACGUCGCGCAAUCGAGGCUAUGAUGCCGCCGAGGUCCUAUGACCUCCCCCGUUGCCCUCGGGCUCGCCAGCGGUUCGUGCUUUACUCGACGCUCCAGGCGCUGCCCGGCUCGCCCGAGUAG